Didymodactylos carnosus is the source of this 234-nucleotide messenger RNA. Lineage: Eukaryota; Metazoa; Rotifera; Eurotatoria; Philodinida; Philodinidae. The record is from the annotation of a GenBank genome assembly.
AUGAUUAUCCAGAAAUUGUUGAAUAAAUUGUUAAAGAAUGAAACGGUUGAAGAAUAUAAACAGGCUGUUCGUAAAGAUAUUAGAUGGUUAGCUUUUACAUCGACAUCUAAAGAUCGUGAAGCAGCUGAAAUGUUUAGUGGAAAUACAUUGUUUAUUAUUAGUAUACCUAUGCAUGAUGUUUACAAUAACUCUCUAACUGAUAUAUGGUCUCUUUCACAUUAUAUGACUGGUUGA